AUGACUACCCACCUCGCCGCCGUCUCCCCAGCCAAAGGCCACCCCUUUGAGCUCCAAACCCGACCCACCCCAAAACCAGGACCAGGCGAACUCCUCAUCGCUGUCAAAUCCAUAGCCCUCAACCCAGCAGACACUCAUAUGCGUGGCAGCGGACUCUUCAUACCUCAAUAUCCCACGGUAAUCGGCUUUGACUUUGCAGGUUUAGUCCUCGAGGUUGGUGACGACGUCCCGCCUUCUUUCAAACCGGGCAUCACCCGCAUAGCAGCCUACGCCGCCUCUGCCUGGAAGUCCUGUGAUCCGGACUAUGGUCCGUUUCAGGAGCAGUGUCUUGUCCCAUGGCAGCAUGCUGUGGCACUUCCACUUCCGGAUGAGGGCGUGUCAUUGUCCUGGAACCAGGCGGCGACUUUGCCUGUUGCCGUUCAGGUGCCGCUUAGCGCGUGGGAUGCGAUGGGGAUUCCACGGAUGAGAGACGCCGAUACCAACGGAGAGGAGCAAAAUAGCGGCAAUAAUAAAGGAAAGAAAGGAGAAGCCCUCCUCAUCUGGGGCGCCUCCUCUAGCGUCGGUACUAUGGGUGUUCAAACAGCACGGCUGCUGCGUGAUGAUCCAAACUCAUCUUUUGCGGCUGUGUACGCUACAUCUGGGGAAGUGAAUAGGAGAUAUGUUGGUUCGCUAGGUGCAGACCGUGUGUUUGACUACAAGGACUCAAACGUUGUGGAUGCGGUCGUCUCAGCAGCCAAGGAGGAUGGGUUAGUGAUCCGGUAUUGUUUCCUUGCAACCGGGCAGCUGGCGCCGUGCCAGGCUAUACUAAAGGCAUUCGUCGGUAAAGAAGGGGAGGAAGGAGGGAAGAUUGCGUCGGCGCCUGUGGUACCCCCGGAUGCGGAGAUUGUGGAAGGGGUGCAGACGAUUUUUGUGAUGCCGUCUAUGGCAGAAGAGGAGAGGCUGGAGCAGUUCCGGUACUGGAUCGGGACAUGGCUGAGGGAGAACUUGGUCAAGAAGUCUAUCAGGCCGAGUCCGGAGCCGACGGUCGUGGGACGGGGUUUGGACGCUAUUAAUACUGGGUUGGAUCAGCUGCUCCGUGGGGUGAGCUGUACGAAGUUGGUUAUUGAGGUUGCGGAGUGA
This is a messenger RNA of Aspergillus puulaauensis, 1119 nucleotides long. Its product is annotated as zinc-binding alcohol dehydrogenase family protein. Lineage: Eukaryota; Fungi; Ascomycota; Eurotiomycetes; Eurotiales; Aspergillaceae. Gene Ontology annotation, molecular function: oxidoreductase activity, acting on NAD(P)H. The record is from RefSeq and is a predicted model, not a curated record. The transcript has a single exon. Bases 1 to 1119 code for a protein of 372 amino acids.